ACUGUGGUUGCAUUGCUACUGUCACGAGCAACGUUGCAGUGAAUAAAGAAUUUUUGUGAUCUUAGAAAAUUUUUUCCAAUUUGAAAUUUUGUGAAAUUUCUUUUGCUUAAAGUAUAAAGAAAAGGGGAAAAGAAAAACGUGUGCAACACUCUGAUUCCAGAAAAAUCAAUAGCUUCUUGAAGAAAGAAAGAAUUUGUAGCAAGAAAAAAGUAACCAUAUCUGCAAAAUUGUGGGCCAAGGGACAACCACAAAAGAAAAAAAAAUAAGCAUUACACAUUUCCUUUUUUGCGUUAUUGCGAUUGGGGAAUAGGUAAAAAAUUAACAAGAAAAAUGUUUCAAUAAAAUAAAACAAUAGGUCAAACAAAAAAUCGUGGUAGAUUUUUACUGUAACGUGGUCUACUGUGAAAAGGAGAGGAGUAAAGCGUAAAGAUGGGAGACGUUGAUCCUGAGACCCUUUUGGAAUGGCUCUCAAUGGGACAGGGCGAUGAGCGUGAUAUGCAAUUGAUUGCUUUGGAACAAUUGUGUAUGCUUUUGUUAAUGUCAGACAAUGUGGAUAGAUGUUUCGAAAGCUGUCCACCGAGAACAUUUUUGCCAGCACUUUGCAAAAUUUUCCUUGAUGAAAUGGCACCGGAAAAUGUCCUAGAAGUUACCGCUCGUGCUAUUACUUACUACUUGGACGUGUCUGCGGAAUGUACACGUCGUAUCGUAGCUAUUGAUGGAGCUAUUAAAGCUAUUUGCAAUCGUUUAGUUGUUGCCGAUCUAUCAUCCCGGACGUCUCGUGAUUUAGCGGAACAAUGCAUCAAAGUCUUGGAAUUAAUUUGUACGAGGGAAGCUGGCGCUGUGUUCGAUGGAGGCGGCCUAAACUGUGUCCUUUCGUUUAUUCGAGAUUGUGGUUCCCAAGUUCACAAAGAUACUCUCCAUUCUUCGAUGGCGGUUGUCUCUCGAUUAUGCACCAAAGUAGAGCCAAACACGCCAUGCAUUCAAAAUUGUGUGGAAAGCCUGAGUACCCUGUUACAACACGAGGAUCCAAUGGUUUCAGAUGGAGCAUUAAAAUGUUUCGCUUCUGUCGCCGAUCGUUUUACGCGCAAGUGGGUUGAUCCCGCUCCUCUGGCUGAGUAUGGUUUAGUCAAUGAGUUACUUAAGCGCUUAAGUAAUGCUGCAGGACCUGUUGGCAAUACAAGUCUGAACGUACCGAAUGCUACAACACCCACCGCUGCUGGCCCAACGACCUCAGGUGGUCAUGGAGAAGCUGUAACAGUUCCUAUAACAGCAUCUGUUCAAAAACCCCAAUCUGGAGACACAAGCCGUUCUUCUCAAUCAAUAUCAACAACUAUUUCACUCUUGUCGACUCUAUGCCGUGGCUCUUCUUCAAUUACGCAUGACUUAUUGCGCUCUCAAUUACCAGAUGCUAUUGAGAGAGCUCUAAAAGGAGAUGAAAGAUGCGUGUUGGACUGUAUGAGAUUGGCAGAUCUGUUACUUUUACUCCUUUUUGAAGGCCGGCAAGCUCUAAACCGGGUUAAUGCGGCAGGCGGCCAAGGCGGUCAAUUGGCCUCCCGCACUCGUCGCAGUGAUUCUACCGUGGAACGGACACACCGUCAAUUAAUAGAUUGCAUACGUUCAAAAGACACAGAAGCAUUACAGGAAGCUAUCGAAUCUGGAGGAAUUGAUGUUAACUGUAUGGAUGAUGUUGGUCAAACUUUGUUGAAUUGGGCAUCGGCUUUUGGUACGUUGGAAAUGGUUGAAUAUUUGUGCGAAAAAGGAGCCGACGUCAACAAGGGUCAGCGCAGCUCGUCCCUGCAUUAUGCCGCUUGCUUUGGACGUCCUGGUAUUGCAAAAGUACUCCUAAAAUAUGGUGCAUAUCCCGAUUUGCGCGACGAAGAUGGAAAGACACCUUUAGAUAAGGCAAGAGAACGUAAUGACGAUGGACAUCGUGAAGUCGCUGCCAUACUACAAUCACCAGGUGAAUGGAUGGCUGCAGGUCAUAGCCUCGUCAAUAAGGAAGGUUCCGAUGAUAACACUGCAAUCGAGCCACGUGGAGAUCCGGAAAUGGCUCCAGUCUACCUUAAGUUGUUUUUGCCAAUGUUCUGUCGUACAUUUCAAGGCACAAUGCUAAGUAGUGUUCGCCGCGCCAGCUUGGGUCUAAUUAAAAAGAUGGUGCAGUAUGCAAAUCCUCAAGUUCUGAAAGGACUCUGCAAUUCUCAACCCGAUACAUUAUCAGCGGAUGCAGCAAUAGUUCCAAUUAGCUCGAACUGUAAUUUAGGAACACUUCUAGUGGAGGUUGUGGCCAGUGUUCUCGACAACGAGAUUAGCUACAGUUGGCCAACGCUUUGGUAUCCUUCAUGCAAUGGCAUGUUAAGACCAUUCCGAUAUGCUGCCGGACAGGCUUCCGAUCCACGGUACAUUAUAACAGCGUCUGAAACUAAGGCUGAAUAUAGGGACGACGAUGACGGCCAUCUUGUUGUACUUACAGUAAUCGAAGAGCUCAUGAACAAGACUCAAGACGAGUUUUUGGAUCAUUUUGCUCGAUUGGGAGUCUUUUCAAAAGUACAAUCCUUAGUGGAAACAGAAAAUGAAGUUGAUGGCGUUAAACAGGCUACUAUUAAUGUAACUACCAAUAACUCGGAUGAGACAACAGCCACCACCGGAGCACCGGGACAACAAGCACAAACAGAAGAUGCUAUGGAAGAUGCUAAAGAAAUUUUACAAGGGAAAGCUUAUCACUGGCAUGAAUGGAGUAUUUGUCGAGGACGCGACUGUCUAUACGUUUGGUCCGAUUCAGCAGCUUUGGAACUUUCAAAUGGAUCUAACGGUUGGUUCAGAUUUAUACUCGAUGGAAAAUUGGCCACAAUGUACUCCAGCGGCAGCCCUGAAAAUGGCAAUGACAGUUCAGGAAGGGGACGUGGCAUGGAUUCUUCGAAUAGUGAAGAAAAUCGAGGAGAGUUUUUGGAAAAGCUCCUGCGUGCCCGCUCUGCUGUACGUCCGGGAACACCUUCUCAACCGAUUUUACCCACAGUAAGCGUCCUGCGGUUAGUGGUUGGUAAUUGGGUGUUACAGUCACAGAAGCAGAACCAACUUCAAAUCCAAAAUACUGAAGGUCAUCAAGUCACUAUACUGCAAGAUGAUUUACCCGGUUUCAUCUUCGAAAGUAAUAGGGGUACCAAACACACGUUUACGGCCGAAACAACACUGGGUCCCGACUUUGCGACGGGUUGGUCCACUAAUAAGAAAAAGAAAAUUAAGACUAAAACUGAAAUUCAGAAGACACAGGUUAAAAAUAUGGCUCGUGACAUUUACAAUAAAUAUUUCAAGGCGGCUCAGGCUGUACCCCGUGGAGCAGUGGCCAAGUUGACGAGCAUCGUGAAGAGAAUAGAAGUGGCCCUGGAAGAACAAAGGAUUCCGGGGCAGAGCAUGUGGCAAGAUAAACUGCGCGACGCUCUCAAUGAGUUGUCACAAUUGCUGCAAGAGGAUGGAGUUGUCAGCGCAUAUGAAAUGCACUCGUCUGGACUUGUUCAGGCCUUAGUGGCAGUGCUUUCCAAAAACUAUUGGGACAAUGGUUUGUCUCGAAGCAAGAUGAAUAAAAUGCAAAAGCAACGCAUCAACAUCUUUAAACAAUGCAUCAUUAACUGCAAUGCCAAGGGGAAUAGCACAGCGUCAAUUUUAGUUCAGAAGCUAGUAGCGGUUUUGGAGAGCACCGAAAAACUGCCAGUCUACUUGUACGACGCACCUGGUCCUGGAUAUGGUCUUCAAAUAUUGACAAAACGUCUACGUUUUCGUUUGGAGCGGGCCGCUUGCGAGACCACACUUUUUGAUCGUACUGGUAGAACUUUAAAAAUGGAACCAUUAGCCACUGUGGGCCAACUGUCGAAAUAUCUGCUGAAAAUGGUGGCUAAACAGUGGUAUGACAUGGAGCGCAGCACUUUCCUCUAUUUGAAGAAAUUGAGAGAACACAAGCAGGGCAUGGUGUUUAAGCACCAUUGUGAUUUCGACGAAGAAGGUCUUAUUUAUUACAUAGGUUCGAAUGGCAAGACAUGUGAAUGGGUUAAUCCGGCCCAAUACAACCUUGUACAAGUCACCAGCUCGGAGGGCAAAACAUUGCCCUAUGGAAAACUGGAAGAUAUUCUCUCCCGCGACAGUAUAUCGGUAAAUUGUCACACAAAAGAUAACAAAAAGGCUUGGUUCGCAAUAGAUCUCGGAGUUUUUAUAAUACCAAAUGCAUAUACGCUGCGUCAUGCCAGAGGCUACGGCCGAUCCGCGUUGCGAAACUGGAUGCUACAGGCUUCAAAAGAUGGUGUCAAUUGGACCACACUGGUAACUCAUGCCGACGAUAAGAGUCUCGUUGAGCCUGGCAGCACAGCCACGUGGCCUAUUGUCUGUGCUCCGGACGAAAAUCAAGGUUUCCGACACAUUCGAAUCCAGCAAAACGGCCGUAACGCAUCUGGCCAGACACAUUAUCUAAGUUUGAGUGGUUUCGAAAUUUAUGGACGUGUUGUCAGUGUCUGUGAUGACAUUGGUAAAGGAUCCAAGGAAGUAGAAGCCAAGAUACGUCGUGAGCGUAGGCAAAUCCGUGCCCAGCUAAAGCAUAUUACAACUGGCGCACGCGUAGUUCGUGGUGUUGAUUGGCGCUGGGACGAUCAGGACGGUGGCUGCGAGGGAACUGUGACGGGGGAAAUACAUAAUGGCUGGAUAGACGUCAAAUGGGAUCACGGAGUGAGAAACUCGUACCGCAUGGGCGCUGAGGGUAAAUAUGAUUUAAAAUUAGCCAACAGCGAUAACGUUUCAAUGUUCGAGGGAGGCUCAAAUAUAGCUCCAAAUACUGCAGGCAAUAGCUCUAAGAAGGGCAUAUCACUAACGUCGAGGAAAUCUAGUUCCACACCUUCUCUACCAGAAGCCACGGAGAUCAAUCGAAACUCUGAAGGACCACCAGAUCAAGCCGCGUCUGCCGAUAAUUUAGCAUGGAAACAAACCGUAGAGGCAAUAACCGAAGAUGUAUUUUCAUCUGUUAAGUCUCAAAUGCUUGCUGGAGGCACAGGUAGUGCUAUGGCCACAGAUGAAAAUCAAAGUCUACAGAACAAGAACGUAUCCAGUAGUGGUGCAGCAGGCGGGGCAACUCCAGGAACGGCUUCUACCCUACUGCGAGAACGCGAUAAUAUAACUGAUUUAUCGGCCAUUAACAAUUCAAUGCAAGCUAUUAAUGCCAACGUAGCUUCCGAUUUGGCUACAAUUACCGAAAAUUUAGCUCUAAGCGAUAAUCCUCCUGGCAUAGGGCUGGCAGCGAUUACAAGUGCCCCGGCGGGCUUUAAUACAUCGAACAGCAGUGGCAAGAAUGCAUUGGCAGCAAUAUUUGGUACCAAUUUCGGUACUGCAUCGACUACAGCCGGAACGUCCAACUCAUCGUCCUCCACCUGUGAGGCAAACAACAAAAUGAAUGCCAAUAACACGGCUGGUUCUGUUGGAGGUAGCAUAAGCAAAGGCCUAUUGGUAAACUUGCGGUCUGGGUCAUCGGCUAGUCAGCGAGUGUCUCAGUUUUCAACAGAUGCCCUCGAAAUGAUUGACAAAAUGAGGGACGGUGUUGACAUGUUGCGCAACAAUACCAACAACAUCCUGACAUCAGAUAUUCUCUCACUGCCCGGUUCUAAUUUGCUGGCAGCUGCCUGUGUCAAUAAAUCAUCCAAUAAUAAAACUGACAAUGCAGACAAUAUGAGUAACAUCAGUGUCGAAUGUCCUCAGAAUACGACAGCAAAUGUGUCAAACAGCGGACCUGAUGUAGCCACCACAAUCGACAAGAACUGCAGCAGCGAUUCCCAAGUAGAAAGUGGUGUCUACGCUGAACAACUAAAUGCGGAUGGCAGUCAUCCCAUCACAGUGGUGGACGUGCAAGCACCCACAGAAAGUGGGGGCAACAAUGAAAAUGUUGUUUCCGUAUCAGUAUCGAAUCAGAUGAGUGUCAGUGUGCCGAAUCUAACAACGACUUCAACUUCGGAGACACAAUCUCAGUCGGAGACAUCAACACACACUGGGUUAUUGGAGACCUUUGCCGCUAUGGCUCGUCGCCGCACUUCUCAGGGUACCAACUUACAGAACAACCAAAUUAUGAAUACAUCAAACAGUAAUUCCAAUGAUCGUAAUAAUCAGAACUCUGGCGGGGGCUCCAAUUCAUUCUUUCCACGUGGACCCAAUUCUGUUACAAGUCUAGUGAAGUUGGCACUUUCAUCUAACUUCCACUCUGGUCUUUUGAGUACAGCUCAGAGCUAUCCGAGUUUGUCAUCGAAUAAUGCGGCUAACACAGCUGGAUCCAACGUAAGUUCCAGCACAGGAAACUCUUCCUCUGGUCAACAAGGGCAAACAUCUAUCAAUCCUGCUCUUACCAUGAGUCUUACAUCAACAUCUAGCGACAGUGAACAGGUUUCAUUGGAAGAUUUUCUGGAGAGUUGUAGAGCUCCGGCAUUACUGGGCGACAUGGAUGACGACGACGAUAUGGACGAGGACAACGACGACGAAGAAAACGAAGACGAAUACGAGGAGGUCGGAAACACGCUACUGCAAGUCAUGGUGUCGCGGAAUUUGUUAACAUUUAUGGAUGAUGAAACACUGGAAAAUCGUUUAGCCGGCGUAACCAAACGGAAAUCCUGGGACGACGAGUUUGUAUUGAAGCGUCAGUUUUCUGCACUUAUACCUGCUUUUGAUCCCAGACCAGGUCGUACCAAUGUCAACCAAACGUCUGAAUUGGAAAUCCCUGCUCCUGGUACGAGCACAGAUUCGAUGCGUUCGCACGAUCAAGAAGUCCUGCAACAACCAGUUUUGGCAUUGUCCUUGCGUGGACCCAGCAUUGGGGGAAUUCCAGACGUAGAGAUUGAAUUGGAUAACAAUGACUGGACAAUAUUCCGAGCAGUACAGGAGCUUCUUCAAGCUUCGCAAAUGAAUAAAACUGACAAGUUCCGCAAAGCUUGGGAGCCAACAUACACCAUUGUCUACAGGGAAGUGCAGCAGACGCAGCCAGAGGAUACCGUUGAUGCUGAUGACGGUCCAAAUACUCCCGUUGUGUCCUCGAAAAGUGGGGCAUCUACAUUGUCACCAAACUCCCCUGUCAGAGGUGAAUUCAUUACAUCGGAGAACGUGAAUUGCACCGUGGAAGAUGUAUUGCAGCUAUUGAGCCAACUCAAUACGCUGAAUCAGGGAACAAACGAACCAUCCAAUAGUAUCCUUGCUGAGUCCACACAUGGAAACGUACAUCUACCGCACGAGAUAUUCAUGAGCAAGAAGAUAACAAACAAACUACAACAACAAAUCCAAGAUCCUUUAGUAUUGUCAAGCAAUUCUUUGCCUUCGUGGUGCGAAGAUCUAAAUCAAUCUUGUCCCUUCUUAUUCCCAUUUGAAACUCGGCAACUUUACUUUAAUUGUACUGCAUUUGGAGCGUCAAGAAGUAUCGUGUGCCUGCAAUCGCAAAGAGAUGCUACGUUGGAGCGACAACGGAUGCCUGGUUUAAGCCCACGGCGGGACGAUCAGCACGAAUUCCGAGUCGGGCGCCUAAAACAUGAACGCGUAAAAGUGCCUCGCGAUGAAAACCUACUAGAAUGGGCCAUGCAAGUAAUGAAGGUACAUUGCAAUCGCAAAUCUGUGUUGGAGGUUGGAUUUACGGGAGAAGAAGGAACUGGUUUAGGUCCAACAUUGGAGUUUUUCGCUUUGGUGGCAUCUGAAUUACAGAGGUCUGAUCUUUGCAUGUGGUUGUGUGAUGACGAACAACCAAUCCCUGACGAUGGCGAAAGCAACAAUGACCCCGAAGAAAACAGAUCAUCAUCGUCAGCAUCAGCAAAAGAUUCUCCUAAGCCUAUUGGAUACUAUGUUAAUCGCCGUGAAAAUGGACUGUUUCCCGCACCAUUACCUCAAGACUCGGAUGUUUGUGAAAAGGCCUGCCGUUACUUCUGGUUUUUGGGUGUUUUCAUUGCUAAAGUUUUACAGGAUAUGCGUUUGGUAGAUCUACCACUUUCGAACUCGUUUCUUCAGUUGUUGUGUCACAAUAAAAUGCCUUCCGCUAGCUCAAAUCCUCAUGUUAGGCCAUCAACAGUGACAGAUGAUGUUAUGGUAUCGUCAGUAAUGUCCGAAGAUUCGGAAUUAGCCGAUACAUGUUCAAAGCUGCUCGGCGCCACCUACCCAUCCGAGUCAAGGUGGUACGAUGGCAUUUUAACAUAUGAAAAUCUUGCCGAAAUCGAUCCCAUACGCUAUGAGUUCAUCAAAGAAAUCCAAGAUCUAUUGUCUCGGAAGCAAGCUAUUGAAUGUGAUUUAAAUAUUUCACCAGAACAGCGUCAACUUGCUAUUGCAGAUCUUAAGUUGCGGACUCGUAAUGGCACGGAAGUUAAACUAGAUGAUAUGGCAUUAACAUUUACUUAUUUACCCAGCUCGUCUGUGUACGGAUAUGAGUACGUCGAAUUGACACCAAACGGCGCUGACAUCGAUGUGAACAUAAACAACCUGGAAGAAUACUGCGACUCAUUGAUUAACUUCUGCCUGCAAGACGGCAUUGCAAAGCAAUUGGAUGCUUUUCACAGCGGCUUUUGUGAAGUGUUUCCUUUGAAAAAACUGGCCGCCUUCAGUCCAGCCGAAGCACGCAUGAUGAUAUGUGGAGAACAGCAUCCCGAAUGGACCAGAGAGGAUCUCAUUAAUUAUACUGAACCGAAAUUAGGCUAUUCCAAAGAUAGCCCCGGAUUUUUGCGAUUCGUGAAUGUACUGAUGAGCAUGAACGGUCCUGAACGCAAAGCUUUCCUCCAAUUCACAACAGGGUGCAGCAGCCUACCGCCUGGGGGCUUGGCAAAUCUUCAUCCUCGUUUGACUGUCGUUCGAAAGGUUGAUGCUGGAGAAGGCAGCUAUCCCUCGGUGAAUACCUGUGUCCACUAUUUGAAGCUACCUGAUUAUCAGACAGAAGAAAUCAUGAAAGAACGUCUGCUAACAGCAACCAGAGAAAAGGGAUUCCAUUUGAAUUAAUGUUAUGCAACAAUGUUAACUGUGAAGAUUUUGUUUUGUGUUGUUUCUUAAAUUACGUUUUUUCAGCUUUACUAAAUCUUAAUAUGUUAAUGAUAUUAAUGUUUGGUUGGUUGAUUGAUUGAUAAAUGGAUGGAUGGAUGGAGUUGUGUGUAAAACGCCAACAGAAAAUUAUAUGCAUUUUCUACAUUUACUUCAUCAUCGCGACCAAUUUAUAUUCUUUUAAAAAUUAAUGUAUGUAAAUUCUCCUUACUGUUAUUAUACAUUUUUUUCUAUAUUAUCGACUAUUUUAUUUAUAUUUGUCCUUGUUUUUUUCUUUUUGAUUUUGUGAGCAUUAUGAUGAGAUUAUUUGAUGCCGAGUUAGUAAGAUGAAACGGAAAACGAGAUUUCAAAGAUUUUUUGGUCUCGCUUUUAAUAUUGUUUUUAAUUUUAUUCAAUGCAAUUUUUGUCUUUUUCAAUUUGGUUUGAAAUUUUGUUAAUUUAUUUGAUGUUUACGUUUUUCUCAAUGAUAGUAAUUUUUAGAAGAAUAACAAUUCAAACCAAAUUACCUUUAACUAUUACAAGGAAAUGUUUAUUACCAUCAUUAAUUACCACCACCAUUAGUUAUUGAUAAAAAAAAGAAGAUAUACAUAUAUAAACAAAAUAUGCUGAGGUGAAUUUUAAGUGUUUCUUAUAUUGAUUACACAUACGAAAUAAUGUAAAUAAUAUUAAAACUUAAUUUAUUAUAAUAUCCAGCUUCUUAUAUUAAUUAAAAGGAAUUCAAUUCGAUUGAAACUAGAAACAAACUUAUUACAUACAUGCAUCUACCUUUUCAAUGAAGAUAUAACAUUCACUCACACUAUUCAAAGGGUCUAGGAAUCCUAUACUGUGUAGAAGAAUUAUUAAAGUAAAAUAAACAUAUUCACUUAUUUUAGUAGUCACAUUUUGUCAGCCUCCUUAAUAGAAAUGAGUUGAUAACACCCGCUAUUGAUACGUAUUGAUACGGCGUUCGUUCUCCAAAAUUAGGUAGAUACUAUGGAACGAUCGGUUUUUUGAAACUAAUUUUAAAUGAUUGAUUAUAACUAGAAGGGGUAAGAUGACACUCCAUUUGGUCCGUCGAUCACUUAUGGAUUGAUAUGCGUUUGGAAGAUCUACAAUACAACAAACAAUCAUCAACCGUUCAUAAUAAAAGGGGUUUAAAAAUAAUCUCGCAUUGGCUAAAGUUAUACUUUUAUACAAAAUGCAUAAUUUCUUAAAUAUUGCAAGAGCUUUGCUAACUUUUGUCCUGAUUAUCAUGAUCAUUAUGUUAUCCUAUUUAAUUACAUUAGUUUUUAAGAUUAUUUUCUAAGAGUUACUUGAAGAUAUGUCGUAAUAAAUCUUAUUAAAAUAUUA
This is a messenger RNA of Musca domestica (house fly), 10344 nucleotides long. RefSeq names its product E3 ubiquitin-protein ligase Ufd4 (gene Ufd4). Gene Ontology annotation, biological process: proteasome-mediated ubiquitin-dependent protein catabolic process; protein K63-linked ubiquitination; anatomical structure development. Gene Ontology annotation, molecular function: ubiquitin protein ligase activity; protein binding; metal ion binding. Bases 430 to 8976 code for a protein of 2848 amino acids. Lineage: Eukaryota; Metazoa; Arthropoda; Insecta; Diptera; Muscidae. The record is from RefSeq and is a predicted model, not a curated record. The transcript has 11 exons. Gene Ontology annotation, cellular component: nuclear speck.